AUGUGCAUCGUGUUUACUUGUGGCGAGCACACCUUCCGCAAGGAAGUGGAAGGCUACAACGGGCUCGUUUGCCGGUGCUACAAUUGCGGCAACUACUCGGGGUCAGUCGUCAAGUCGAACCCCUGGUUUACCUUUUGCUUUAUUCCCGUGAUCCCGCUGUCGAUGAAGGGAUACGAGGACGUUUCCUGCCGCAUUUGCAACUUCCAGCAGCCUCUCACCCACCGACCCGACGUUCAGGCGCUCAAGGGACAAGGGGGGCAAGGAGUACCGAUGCAGUCGCCGCCGCCUGGACCGCAGCAGGGAUGGAACCAAGGAACACCGAAACCGAACGAACCGAUGAGAUACGGAUAA
Chaetomium globosum CBS 148.51 is the source of this 351-nucleotide messenger RNA. RefSeq lists its product as uncharacterized. Lineage: Eukaryota; Fungi; Ascomycota; Sordariomycetes; Sordariales; Chaetomiaceae. The coding region runs from base 1 to 351 and encodes 116 amino acids. The transcript has 2 exons. The record is from RefSeq and is a predicted model, not a curated record.